GCUUUAUAAAGAAGUUAGUCUGGCAGAGCAGCAAGAAAAACUUACAUACAGAAUAUUAACAGAAUGGACAUAACAGUCAUGCAGCAGGGUGUUUGGGCUUUAUUGCUAUGGCCCUUUCUUCUUACUGUAAGCACUCCGUUAGACUGUAGAGAAGAUCAGGCCAGCCUCGCCCGUUGUCCUUCCAUCUCCCAAGAGAAACUUUUAGACCGAGUCAUCCACCAUGCUGAGCUCAUCUACCGUGUCUCUGAAGAAUCCUGUUCGUUGUUUGAGGAGAUGUUUAUUCCAAUCCCUUUGAGGCUACAGAGUAACCAAGGGAGUUAUGCAUGCAUCACCAAAGCCUUACCCAUCCCCAGCUCCAAAAAUGAAGUCCAACAAAUAUCUGACAAGUGGCUACUCCACUCGGUUCUGAUGCUGGUCCAGUCUUGGGUCGAGCCUUUGGUGUACCUGCAGAUGACGCUGGAUAAUUACGACCAUGCUCCCGACAUGCUCCUCAACAAGACAAAGUGGGUGUCAGAGAAACUCAUUAGUCUGGAGCAAGGAGUGGUGGUCCUCAUCAAGAAGAUGUUGGAUGAUGGGACGAUGACCACUGCCAACACUGACCAAGGUGUGUUCCAGUAUGAUGCUCAGCCAGAGAUACUGGAAUCUGUUAUGAGGGACUAUACCUUACUCAGCUGCUUCAAGAAAGAUGCCCAUAAGAUGGAGACUUUCCUAAAGUUACUUAAGUGUCGUCAAACUGACAAAUAUAACUGUGCAUAAAACAUAAACUGCAGUUUAUAAAUAAUACAGUGUUUAGCUUUAAAUAAAUUUCUGGGUUUGAAAGUGUGCACUUAGAGAUAUGACCAUGCCUUGGGCGCUUCAGCCUUGCUUGUAAUGCAGUACAUUUCUUAUUGAUUAUUUUGGUACACCUUCCCACAAAACUAAGUAGGUGUAAUGCUGUGCCAUUUCUUUAUUGUAUGGCAUUUUAGAUUUUUUUUUUCUCCAUCUUAUUUGUUAUUUUAACCUGGAAGAGGCAACAGAAGGCAAACUCCCAAAAGAUUAUUUGCAUGUCGAACUGUCAAAAAAAUCUGCAUAUUCUGCCAUUGAUUUCCAUUUCCUUUGUUCUUAACUAGAGUUUGUAUUCCUCUCUGGCUCUUGCGCUGUUUUGAUUAUUCCCAUGGCCCCUCGAGUAUUCAGCGAGCCUCCCUUGUUAAAUGGAGAUGGUUUCACUUUUGCAUAAGAAAAAUUUUGCACUUUUACAGAAGAAGGAAGUCUCAGGCAGCAAUCAGGAUAAAGAUAAAGAAACUGGUGAAAGAGAGGGCAAGAGACAGAGAUGAAAUAAACUAAAAUGAAAGUAAGGACAAGCACUCCAGUAAGUAUACAUUAAAAAAAAAAAAAAUCUUUAUUUGCUUAAACAAUUCAGGGAAUAAACUAACUAAAUUCCUCCUGCUAUAUGCUUGCAAUGUGUGCUUUUUGUCAUCUGCUUUUCAUUUUAGAAGCUAAUAAAGCAAGAAAUUAAACAAACA
This is a messenger RNA of Melanotaenia boesemani (Boeseman's rainbowfish), 1502 nucleotides long. It is a transcript of the gene smtla, whose product is annotated as somatolactin alpha. The coding region runs from base 64 to 756 and encodes 230 amino acids. The record is from RefSeq and is a predicted model, not a curated record. Gene Ontology annotation, biological process: growth hormone receptor signaling pathway; positive regulation of receptor signaling pathway via JAK-STAT; positive regulation of growth. Gene Ontology annotation, cellular component: extracellular region. Gene Ontology annotation, molecular function: growth hormone receptor binding; growth hormone activity. Lineage: Eukaryota; Metazoa; Chordata; Actinopteri; Atheriniformes; Melanotaeniidae. The transcript is spliced from 5 exons.